Molecule: messenger RNA, 387 nt
Organism: Staurois parvus
Lineage: Eukaryota; Metazoa; Chordata; Amphibia; Anura; Ranidae
Source: the annotation of a GenBank genome assembly
GCAGAGGGGGGUGGAGGACACUGAGUGGAGGCCAGUGAAGGGAUUUGCAGAGAGGGGUGGUGGACACUGAGUGGAGGCCAGUGGAGGGAUUGGCAGAGAGGGGUGGAGGACACUGAAUGGAGGUCAGUGGAGGGAUUGGCAGAAAGGGGUGGAGGACACUGAGUGGAGGCCAGUGGAGGGAUUGGCAGAGAGGGAUGGAGGACACUGGAGGCCCGUGGAGGGAUUUGCAGAGAGGGAUGGAGGCCAGUGGAGGGAUUGGCAGAGAGGGGUGGAGGACACUGAGUGGAGGCCAGUGGAGGGAUUGGCAAAGAGGGGUGGCAGAUACGGAACGGUCGGCCAAUGAGGAGGGAGUUACAAUAGUCAAGGCGAGAUAGAACCAGGGAGGGA